Molecule: messenger RNA, 240 nt
Organism: Recurvomyces mirabilis
Lineage: Eukaryota; Fungi; Ascomycota; Dothideomycetes; Mycosphaerellales; Teratosphaeriaceae
Exons: 2
Coding region: 1-240 (79 amino acids)
Source: RefSeq, a predicted model, not a curated record
AUGCCACUCACUCCGACUACCACCCAACAAAGUCAGAUCUCGUCUCUCAUUGUCGAGACUGGUGCCAAUGAAAGCAACUCGAGAAUGCCACAAGAUAUUCUCAAGCCAAUGUUGCACGUUCCAGACGACACAGAGUACACCAUGGAUCGCUGGCACCGACAGACACCACAGGAAGAACCAUGGACUAUCUCCGGUGGUGGAAACUCGACAGGCAGUGUGGCAAAGGGUACGGCGAAGUAG